Messenger RNA from Diaporthe amygdali, 696 nucleotides. RefSeq lists its product as uncharacterized. Lineage: Eukaryota; Fungi; Ascomycota; Sordariomycetes; Diaporthales; Diaporthaceae. The transcript is spliced from 2 exons. The record is from RefSeq and is a predicted model, not a curated record. The coding region runs from base 1 to 696 and encodes 231 amino acids.
AUGGCGCCAAACGACAAGACCCUCAUCGUCAUUGGCUCUGGACCCGGCAUAGGUCGAGCAGUCACGUCACUCUUUGCCGCGAAGCGAUACGGCAAUGUUGCUUUGAUUGCACGACGCGCAGAGCAGCUGGAACUCGAACAGAAGGCUGUUGAGGAAGCCGUCGGUGCCGGGGUCAAGGUCAAGACCUACGCUCUGGACGUCACCAACAGCGAGGCCCUUCUUAAGGCCCUGGAUGAUAUCGAGAUUCAGCUUGGCAAGCCCGAGUGCAUCUUCUAUAACGCUGCUCGUGUGCAACCCUCCGAGCUGCUCAGCCAUGAUGUCAAAGACAUCGAGUUCGACUUCAAGAUCAAUGUCUCGGCUCUUUACGUUGUGGUCCAGCGGGAACUCCCGCAUCUUAUUGAACUGGCAAAGCAUAGAAAAGACGCAUGGCCGUCUAUCAUCGUGACCAGCUCGAUGCUGCCUCAGCAUCCCGUUCCACAGUUCUUUGCCCUCUCCCUUGCCAAGGCUGCUCAGCGCAAUUUGGUGCAGAGUCUCUCUCUGACCUAUGCCUCGGAAGGUGUGCAUUUGGGUCUCAUAAAUGUUGGUGGACCAGUUUCACCGGAACAUGAGACUUGGAACCCUGGCAACAUUGCUGCCAAGGCGUGGGAUUGGUUUUCGAAAUCCAGAGACAGCCUAGACUUUGAAGUUUUGAUCUAG